AGAAGUGCUAGAGAGCUGCGAUUGGAUACCUCGCAGCUGGAGCAGGAGAACAGAGACAUGGAGGAGCGUCUGCAGGAGCUGCGGCAGGCCAUGAGCUCUGAGAAGGAGGAGAGGAGAUAACAGGAUGAAGAAGUACCUGGGAAUUCUCCUUUGGCAUUCCUUUUGUGCGGGGCUCGGAUAACGGUGUCCAGAUCCUGUAAGAUGGAUGCCCCUCCAUGCUGUACUUCUAAAGAAUGUGACAUCACUGACUCCACCUUCCCCUUGCUGCACUGUCCUCUCUGGCCAGAACCACUCAGCCCUCUCCUGGCCAAAAACCCCAGACAGGCAGCUCACAGCCCAAGAGAUGCUACUCCCGCCACCUUCCCAAAAUAUCUCUGGCCAUUUUGGAGGAAGCUGGGGGCGUACCACUGGAAGUCAGGCCAGGCCGGAUCAAUGGUGGCAUCGGCACCGAGUCAGAGACUGGGCCCAAACAAGGGGAGUCCAUCUCAGAAGUUACCAGCAGGAAGGCUGAGGGUCACAGUUCUCAAAGAUGAGCCGGAAGAGCUGCAGAGGACCCCGGCGAUGAAGCCACAGCCACCACCUGGGAGUCUAACGUCCAACAGGGGGCCCAGGCUGAAGAGGAAAGCCUGUGGCCAGUGUGAGGCCCGUGCAGCCGGCCUGGUUUGCAUGGAAUGCGGAGAGGAUUACUGCGUGGGCUGCUUUGCUAGGUUUCACCAGAAGGGGGCACUGAAACAUCACAGAAUGGUUCCCACCCAGAUGGAGAUGCACACCUCCAUCAGCACACUGGACGUCGUCAGCCGCUUCAGCAGACAAAUUGAUCCCGACGAGCCAGCUGUGGAGGGGGGUGUGUCAGGAGCCGGGGGGGCCAGAAAAGGAGCCGCGACUGUGGAUCACCAGCAUGCCCAGACUGAGACUGUAAUUCAAAGUAAGGACGACGAUGAAGAAGACGAGGAAGAACAGCACGGCGCCCCAAUUGGGGCAGACCCAACGGGGUGGAACAAGUCCCGGUGGGGUGGAGCAUUCGAUGAGGAGGAGUCAUCCAGGUCCUUCCAGGAGGCACUGCGGGAAUGGAGGUGGGAGAGAGGGGAGGCAAAGCAGGGACAGGAGCGAACAUGGAGGCCCAGGGAAGCUUUGCCAGUGACUAAAGAAGCUACCAGAAUCCAGGCCGACCUUUUUGUUCCAAGGACCCCUGUCCGAGUGGAGUUCAAGCAUGAUGGCCUGAGUUAUAUGGAGAAGCUGCUGGUGAAGAUGUACCGUAGAAUGCCGAUUAAGGACCACUGGCCACGGCCGUCUGUCUGCUCCCGUCCGAAUUCUGUGAUGGAUUUGAGCCAGCUGACAGAUGAGGACCCCCCUUGUCUGAUGGAUGAGGACCCCCCCAGUCUGACAGCUGCUGAGAUGGAGCUGAAGCAUUACUGUGCCUCGCUCUUCACUGUCUGUGAUCCUGGAAGCUCUGAUAAUCUUGACUGUCCAGCUUCAUCCAGCGCAAGCAUUGUGGAGCGGGAGAUGCAGAGUACGGUUGGGAACUGUACAGCCACCGACACAUUUCCUGCUGAAUGGGGAGUCGGCAGUGCAGGUGUGAAUGAAGCUGAAGAGCUGGAAACUGCUUCUCAAACCACAAGAGUCACCAAAGUGCAGCUGGACAUGUCUGAUUCACCACAAUUGACCCCACAAGCAGAGGACUCAUCUUUCAAGAUCCGAUUGACGUGGACUGCAGAAUCUGACCUGUCCACAAGCACGCAGUCGCUUGAGUCUCUAGAAUCUGAUCCGCUUUGCAAGAUGCAAAUGACCUGCUCAUCAGAACUUCAGUUUUCUUCCAGAAUCCAGAUAUGUGAGUCACCAGGACCUCCCUUGUCAUACAGAACUCAAAUUCCCAAUUCACCAGAACCUCAUAUACAUAGAACCCAUGAAACACAGUUGGAAGGUCAUCUGUCAACCCAAACCCAAAUACUUCAGUCACUAGAACCACAUCAGUCUUUAGGUACCCAAAUUCACCAAUCACCAGAACCUGAUAUACCCUCCAGAACUCCAGUGCUUAUGUCACCAGAAACUGAUAUACCCUCCAGAAGUCCACUGCUUAAGUCACCAGAAGCUGAUAUACCCUCUAGAACUCCAGUGCUUAAGUCACCAGAACCUGAUAUACCCUCUAGAACUCCAGUGCUUAAGUCACCAGAAGCUGAUAUACCCUCCAGAACUCCAGUGCGUAAGUCACUAGAACCUGAUAUACCCUACAGAACUCCUGUGCUUAUGUCACCAGAAGCUGAUAUACCCUCUAGAAUUCCUGUGCUUAUGUCACCAGAAGCUGAUAUACCCUCUAGAAUUCCACUACUUAAGUCACCAGAAGCUGAUAUACCCUCUAGAAUUCCAGUGCGUAAGUCACUAGAACCUGAUAUACCCUCCAGAACUCCAGAACCCCCAAGAACUCAAUUUCCCCAUUCAUCAGACCUUGGGUUACCUUCUCAGACACCAAUACCACAGGCAAGAGAACUUGUUCAGAGCUAUAACUUCACAGGGCUGCAGUCCCCACAAGCUGGUCUGGCAUCAACAAAGAGACUGCAUUCCUCCUUAAAAUCCUGUGCUCCUCCCAUGGACCCAUCUUCAGCUAGAACAUUGCAGCCUACCCCUCCUCUGACUCCCUCGCCACAUCCUCGUCUGUUCAAGCGGCUGAUGUCAACUCGCUCUCUGCCUUCGUCGCCAAGACCCCCUUCCGGAUGGACCCCCCUGCCACAGAGACCUUUCUCAGCCCAGGCAUCUGGCUUCUGUCCCAAACCACUGCUGUGCUGUGAUCACAGAAAUAACCCCAAAGAUGACCCUGCAGACGACCCUGCAGAAGAUUCUACUGAUGACCCCAUGGAUGACCUAGUAGAUGAUCUUGCAUAUCACUCAACAGACAACCUCGGGGAUGACCUCGCAGCUGCCUUUGUAGAUAACCCCAAAGAUGACUUUGCAGAAGAUCCUGUCGACAAUCCCACAGAGAAAUACACAGAUGACCUAGUGGAUCACCUCACAGAUUAUCUCACCGGUGACCCGGCUGAGAACUACAUGGAUGAUCUUGUGAAUAAUUCUGAAAAUGGCUACCCAGGUGACAAAGUCGGCGGUUUUGGACACGUCUCUGAUCCACCCAUGAGCGAUUCUGGUCCAGCUCAUGCCCCUUUCCCAGAAGGCCGGUCGGAUGCAAGACCUGGUGUGCCCGACUCAUUCACGGUCUGGUGGAGUUUUUCCCAGGGAGAGCAGACCCAGCUGGAGACAGUAGGACAUGGUGGUGGGUCUGAAGAGGACAGAGAGACUAAUGCCAAUCUGGAAGUGCUCGAUGCAGUUUCGUCUGAAUGCCUUUUCUCAAGACCAGAGGCCCUCGGGGCCAGCAGCUACCAUGACUUCGGCUGCCAGCCAAUCAGCAGUCUCCUCAGGGCUGCAGCUCCAUCUCUGUGUGAUGGUACAAAGACUCGUCGACCCUUAAUGAAGACGCAUAGGCAUGUUAAUAUUUGGAACAGGAAGCUUGCCCUAAUGCAUUUUUAGUGUGCUUAAACAGGCACUAACACAGUGCUCAGUCAGCCGUCUGAGAUACACUGUUACUCAUUUUCCUAAAGCAGUCACGGCAAUAAUGUGUAAAAAUAAACAAGUGGGGGAAAAAUAAUCUUAGGAAAUAAGAGAGAUUCUGAUUUAUGAGUCGGAGGAUAGCCACCCCCCCUCCCCUUGGAUUCCUCGCCAUCUUGUACACGGGUUAUGUAACACUGGACCAUUUCCUCUUCCUCAUCUGCACGCCCCAGCUGAAUUAGCACAUGUUCAAUCACUGGCACUCCUGUCACUCAUGGUGCCCCCCUGCUUUUGACUCUCCCGUCUGGUGAGGCAAAUAGCUUUUAAAUUGGUUUUGAUAUCAGAUAGGAGAUUACACCUGAUUCAUUAUGACUCUCUCCCAAUGGCCUGACAGGCAGUGCUGCACGUUCAGGUACGCCUCCGCUAUGAUGGGGGCAGCGAUGAAAGCUCUCAGAACCGCUUUGUGCAUCAGCCCGUUACUGACGGUUCGCACGCAGCUGAAGCACAGGUUGAAUUAGCUGAAAAAACCAGGAAUGCGACUGGAGAACUUCCGGAGAAGAGCCUGGUUCUGUAUAAAGGCCAGGAAUGUCCUGUUUACUAUUAGACUAGCAGUGGUGUGCAGAGGGCUCUGCAUCUCUGCAAAAAGCAGCAUCAGGUGGCCGAGUGACGGGGCCCGGCUUCCAUGGAAAGCGUGUUGGUGUGAGUAGCGCUGCGAGGCCCCGUUAGUACGUGAAGCGGCUCGAGACGCCCGAUCAGGGAAAGGCGGCCCUGUAAUCUGUGACGAGCAGAUGGAAUCUCUCCUCUCAUUUCACUCAAUCUCAUCUGGCGCACUGUGUCCCCACUUAGAGGCAAAUGAUUUUACAGGCACACACUAAUACAUGGUGAGUGGAUUCACUGAGUCGUCCUCCCUUCAGCUGUCUCUCCAUUCUCCUCUGCCUUCCUUAUGGCUUCUCUUCUUUUCUUCCCUCUCUGCUUUACACAAUUUCCUAUCCCCCUGUCUCUCCUCCCUCCCUCUUUCUCUCCCUCCCUCUUUCCCCUUCUCAUCCAUCUCCUCCUGCUCCAUAUAGGAUCUGACUCCAGCUUGUGGUCUGGCCAAGGUGCCCCAAGGUCUCCAUCUCGGGCCCCAUCGGUGUCCCGGCCUCUGUCCCAGGCAGCUUGGGAGAUCCAGGAGAUCCAGAGCGUCGACUGCACAGAGAGCGACGACCCC
Paramormyrops kingsleyae is the source of this 4738-nucleotide messenger RNA. It is a transcript of the gene zbbx, whose product is annotated as zinc finger, B-box domain containing. Gene Ontology annotation, molecular function: zinc ion binding. The record is from RefSeq and is a predicted model, not a curated record. NCBI's taxonomy places the organism in Eukaryota, Metazoa, Chordata, Actinopteri, Osteoglossiformes, Mormyridae.